Messenger RNA from Paramuricea clavata, 3167 nucleotides. The record is from the annotation of a GenBank genome assembly. Lineage: Eukaryota; Metazoa; Cnidaria; Anthozoa; Malacalcyonacea; Plexauridae.
GCUCAGUAUAAGUUUAUAUAUAUCGCCCUUCAGCAUCACAUUUCCGCUGAAAAUAUUCGACUGGCUGGUCGUUCCCAGUUAGAUGUAAGUCAUAGUCUUAUCAGAAUAUUUUGCGCGAAAGACAGAGCUAUCUGACCAUAGAUUAUUUAUAACGAUAAUAUGUAAAUACAACAUGAACGACCAUGUAGCUUAUCUAACAUCUACGAACACGAGCCGAAUCAAGUCUACUACGUCUACUACAAGCCUUUUACUUCAUAUUUAUGACUUGCUUUCUUUAUCUUUAAUAUUACUGUAAUUAAAGGGUAUUAAUAUUAAAUAAUUUAAACCCUGGUCAUGCGGACGUGACAAAAACAAGAAUGAAGCUGGUGUUUUAGUAUAGCUUACGAAAUAAUUUGAUGUUUAAUUUGUUUACAUUUUAGUUAUCGCAGAUCUAUGGAAAUAGUAGCGUAUCGCAAUUUGAUGACGAACCCACGCCGCCAAUUCCAGCCCGAAAUUUUAGCAGGUGUGUAAAGGUUACAUACGCAUUAAAACAGUUCAAAAAGUUCUAAGUGUUGCUGCUAAUGGUUUUGACCAGGAUCUCUGGCAAAUAAGGUUGAAGUCUAUUUAACAAAUAGAUAAGAUUUUGCCGAUGUCUGUUCAGUUAUAGAUUCACAGUAUGACGUCAUAAUGUGGGAAGACAUGAUGUCAUACUGUGUAUUCCCACAUUAUGACGUCAUACUGUGUAUCAAUAGCGACCUUAAGCAUGUUACGACGGCAACGCGACGACGACAACCAAAACAAACUUCAAAUAAAUUAUUGCGAAGAAGGGUUGUUAUGUAUUAUCCACUGCAUAUGAAUUGAAUUCAGUUUGAAGAGAUGAAAACAAAGGCUUUAUUGGGCCAAAAAAAAAAUAUGUGGGUUUCCGGUUUCUUCUUAUAAAAACUUAGGUAGGGUAGGUCGGUUUUAACUUUUUUUUUUAAACUUUUUUUUUAAUUUUCCGAACAAGCGGACGCCAUUUUGUUUAGUCAGUGCUUCCACAUCCAAAGAUAAAUUUCCCUAAUAUUGCCUCAAAUUUCAAUUUUCCACAAACAUUUUCCUCUAAGUGGAAACACUUACAACCAUGAUCCAAUAAAAAAGUUUAGGGUCGGGAUUUCGACGUCCAAAAGCUAGGUAGGGUCGGGAAACCGGAAACCCACAUAUUUUUUUUUUGCCUUGUUAAAAACGCUUCUGCUGAGCAAAUUUGUAGUUUUACUUGUCGCGUCUUGACAUGUUUGCGUUGUACACGAGACGUGAAAAUCUCUGGUUUGCCGUUGUAAAAAGCACUAACACAACGUCUGUAACUCCCGUGGGGGUUUUAAUUAUUCAUUUCUUUUGUACGAGAUCAGGAAUAUCAUUGUGUGAAUAGCCGCCGUCGUCGCGUUGCCGUCCUGUUUGCUUAAGGUCCCUUAUAACUGAACAGACAACGGCAAAAUCUUAUCUAUUUGUUUUAUAUAAAAUUAUAAAUAGCUUACUUUUUAUCCACCCAAACAUUUGGAAAUUUAAGAAAGUCGAAAUUUUACAAAUAUCACGCGUACACGAUCUUUACAAAUAAGGGAAUGCUAUUAAUGCUAUUGGCUGCACAGAAUAAAGUUUUGUAUGACGUAAUUCCGUGCAUCUGUCCUCUAUAGAUCAUGGCUCUGAACCAAUGAAAGCGCUUGAAUUCUUAACGCUAUUAUAUUAAAAAAAUAUACGCUGUGUCUACCGUUUUUGGCACUGCAACUUUCCUCCGACCAUAUGGCAUGGAAGGAAUUCGUGAUGUGUUCUAUUUAUUUUUUGUAGAUCGUCAAGCAAGUCGUCGACCGGCAGUCAUUCACAGUUUCCUCGGCCUAUGUACAGUCCUGUGACUGCAGCUGCACCAACUAAUGGCGCGCAGGUAGUGUUGUUGUUUCACGCGGUCAGGUCGGGUCGACCUGAGGUCGGUAGCUCAGUUGGCAGAGCAUUGGGCUGGUAUUGCAAAGGUCGUAGGUUCGAUUCCCACCGUGGACAGGCAUAUUUUUCAAGCUUGCCCGGUGUGGAUAUACAUGCACUCAGAGUAACAUCACAAACAUCAUAUUCACCUGAGUACAUUGCACCAACACAGAAAAAAAGAGCGUGAAAUAUCGUUCAAAAUUUGUCCGGGAAAAUAUCCCACUAAAAUAAAAUUUGAUCGGAAACUUUCAAAUUUUGUCGAUUCCAUUUUGAUUUCAUGCCUUCGUUGGUUAAACUAAUCCAAUAUGCAAAUAAUACUUUACGCCAAACAUUACAUUUAAUGUUCCUUGCGGGAUGAUUCCAUGUAGUUUAUGGUUAACACAGUCUUUCAAGAAGGUUGAUUGCUAUUUUUUUCAGGACAAGAUGUCCAAGACGAAAUGUGUUAUCUGUAACCUAUUUUGGCUUACUAGCAUAGCAUGACCAGUUGUCAUGGCUAGCUUUGCCUGUUUGCCACUGGGUGAUGAGCAGCACCUAACCUGCGAAUAGGCAUACUCUGGGUACGAGAAUGUGGCCCUGUAUGCAAUAACUAUGAAAUUCUGUUAUUUAGGAUCACAAUGGUGUAGAAGCCGAUGAAGAAGCCCCUCCUAUACCUGUCAGGUCAGGAUGAUUAUUCAAUUGUUACUUUAUUUUCAUUGCGAUGGAUUCCGAAUAAUUCCAACCGCGUUCACUCAGACACAAUCUUAAUAUUAAGAAAUACCCUUUCGCUCAGGGUAUUGUUUAAUUAAAACCACGAAAAAUUAUUACCAUGUUUGACACUCCGGCAGCCGGAGUUGGAAAACUCCGGCAAAAACUCCGGCAGACAAAAUUAUGAAAAAUUAUUUCAUAUUUCAAUGAACAUUUGGUAUUAAAUGUAAAAAGUAAGUUGUUGUUUACUAAUAUAUUACUAUUUAUACGUUGUUUUACUAUAUAUUACUAUGUUGUUUACUAUUAAUUAAUAGUGUUGUAAAAAGGUGUUUAAAAAAGAUAAAUUCUGAAAUUACACUGAAAUACUUUCGCCUGCUUCCAGUUUUAAAUAUGAAAUUUCCUUAAAAAUUCCGCGCCGGAGCUAAAAUAACCGGAGUUUGCACAGCUCUACUCGGCUACUAGCUAUAUAUAGUGUAGAACAAUUAGAAUUUGCAAUAACGUCUUUUUAUUGAUGUAAAUAUAGACAUAUCUCCCACGACAAUGGAAGCACGGCGUAG